Messenger RNA from Oncorhynchus masou masou (cherry salmon), 1838 nucleotides. RefSeq names its product cysteine-rich secretory protein LCCL domain-containing 1-like. The transcript has 9 exons. The record is from RefSeq and is a predicted model, not a curated record. Bases 1 to 648 code for a protein of 215 amino acids. NCBI's taxonomy places the organism in Eukaryota, Metazoa, Chordata, Actinopteri, Salmoniformes, Salmonidae.
AUGAAUGACUCUCAGCUUGUGACCUGUGACACUAAGCUACGAGAUCAGUGCAAAGGGACCACAUGCAACAGGUACGAGUGUCCUGCCGGCUGUCUAAAGUCCACAGGGAAGGUGGUUGGGACAGUACACUAUGAGAUGCAAUCCAGUAUCUGCCGUGCUGGCCUCCACUCUGGCGUGGUAGACCCAGAUGGAGGAUGGCUGGACGUCACCAGACAAGGCAGGAGGGACUUCUUCAUCAAGUCCAACAAGAAUGGAGUUCAGUCUCUCGGGAAGUAUCAGAGCGCCAACUCUUUUAUCAUCUCCAAAGUAGCAGUGAAAGCUAUCAGCUGUGAGACCACGGUGGCUCAGAUGUGUUCAUAUCAAAAACUAGUAAAGCACUGCCCAAGGUUAUAUUGCCCCCAGAACUGCUUGGAGGAGAACCCUAACAUAUCACGGGUCAUCGGAACCGGAAUCUAUUCAGAUAAAUCCAGUAUAUGCCGGGUGGCGGUUCACGCAGGGGUGCUUCAGAACAAUGUGGGUGGCUACAUCGACGUGAUGCCGGUAGACAAGCGGAAACAGUACAUUGCCUCGUACCAAAACGGCAUUACUUCCGAGAGUCUUCAGAACCCACCAGGAGGAAAGGCAUUCCGGGUGUUUGCUGUGAUCUGAAUGUUCCGUGUUCUGACUGAGUGUUCCAUGUUCUGGCUGAGUGUUCCAUGUUCUGACUGAGUGUUCCGUGUUCUGACUGAGUGUUCCGUGUUCUGACUGAGUGUUCUGUGUUCUGACUGAGUGUUCUGUGUUCUGACUGAUUGUUCCAUGUUCUGACUGAGUGUUCCGUGUUCUGAAUGAGUGUUCCAAAUUCUGGCUGAUAUUUCCGACUGAGUGUUUCGUGUUCUGACUGAGUGUUUCGUGUUCUGACUGAGUGUUUCGUGUUCUGACUGAGUGUUACGUGUUCUGACUGAGUGUUUCGUGUUCUGACUGAGUGUUCCAUGUUCUGAAUGAGUGUUCCAAAUUCUGGCUGAUAUUUCCGACUGAGUGUUUCGUGUUCUGACUGAGUGUUUCGUGUUCUGACUGAGUGUUCCAUGUUCCGACUGAGUGUUUCGUGUUCUGACUGAGUGUUCUGUGUUCUGACUGAGUGUUCCGUGUUCUGAAUGAGUGUUCCAAAUUCUGGCUGAUAUUUCCGACUGAGUGUUUCGUGUUCUGACUGAGUGUUCCGUGUUCUGACUGAGUGUUCCGUGUUCUGACUGAGUGUUCUGUGUUCUGACUGAGUGUUCCGUGUUCUGACUGAGUGUUCCGUGUUCUGACUGAGUGUUCUGUGUUCUGACUGAGUGUUCCGUGUUCCGGAGGUAAGGAGCUCCAUCUCUCCUCUCUCACCAAACACAGAAUCAAUCAUCUCUGCUGUCCGUUUGGCUGAAUGGCCCGUGAACACUCCUCUCUGCUGUCAAAAGCUGAAAAUGACUGAAACGUUUUUCUGGCCUUUUCACGAGCCGCGACGUCAGAGGACGUCUCCACGGAAACUAUAGACAUUUAUCACAGGUACGGGCAGUGCUGAAUGAAGAGAGAUGGGAGAGAGAGAGAGCAAGGCUGGUGCUCAGUGCAGUCCCGUUUUAAUGUUUUAACGUCAUCUGGUUCAUUUUAUAAACUCUAUAUAUUUGACGUAAUUGCUAGAAUUACUUUAAACUGUAAAGUGCAGUACCAGUCAAAAGUCUGGACACACCGACUCAUUCAAGGGUUUUUCUUCAUUUUUAUUGUAGAAUUAUAGUGAAGACAUCAACAUUAUGACAUAACACAUAUGGAAUCAUGUACAGUGCCUUGCGAAAGUAUUCGGCCCCCUUGCACUUUGCGACCUUUGGCCACAU